CCUGUGCAUAAUAAUAAUAAUAUGUCACUACGAUAUUAUGGCUUCCGAGGGCGGCGGCGAAUCGACUACCGUAAGUCGUCGUCGUCGUCGUCUGUCAUUCAGUCGGUCGGUCGGUGGAGGUUUGUCGGUCGGUCAUUUUGUCGUACACGUGACAUACGACCGCGUUUCAGGAACCAUGACCAUGCAGGCAGUGUUGGACGAAUUUUACGCGCAGAUCGUAGCAAAAUUGGAACGUGACGAGCUGAUUCCGGCCUACAAGCGGUCGAUGCAUCGCGAGUACCUGGCCACCGUGGUGGACGGGCUGUGCGGACAGUGGUGUGGCCGGAACAGGCGUAGCGCGAGCGAGGCCGCGGUGGCCGGCGCCGUGGCCUAUCACGGCCGCGUGGUCCGGGACAACGGGUCCGUAUGUCCGCUCGGCAAACACCACGACAUGUUGUACGUGAUGGCCCGCUUCGCCAUGGACGCGGACGCCGGUCCCGAAGCCGUAGCCGCCCUGUUGACCGCCAUUUACACGUGCGAGAAAACGUUGGAAAAGCUUUUCGAAGGCGCCGUGGUGGGCAGCAAAUUGGCUCGCAUGAUCAGCGGCCGGUGGACGGACUUCGGAGCGUCCGUUGCCGACAACCAGACGGCGUUGGACUUCUAUCUGGACCGGGCGACGCGCGCGCGACUCCUGCUCGACGGCCGCCGGAUGCAGGACGUCCGGAUGCGGUCGUACCGGGCGGCGCCCGUCAUGGUGGCCACGGCCACGGGAGACCUGGCCGCCGUGGCCAUGCUGUUGCGGUACGGCCCGGACGAGCGGUCGGUUCGCGGGGCCAUCCAGUACUUGCGCCGCCGUUCUGCCGACCGCGACCGCGGCCCGUCGUUCCCCGACCGCGACCAUUCGUGUCUGGAACUGUUGCUCAGGGCCGUGGCCUGCGAGCACGGCAGCGUCGACGGAUUCGGUAGCUUCGACGAGUCCGGAUAUGCUGUCGACGAGUCCGGCGGUAACGAAGACGAGUCCGGCGGUAACAAAGACGAGUCCGGAUGUGGCGUAAACGUCGUUCCGGCGCUGCUGCACCUGGCCAGAUGCGCGGUGCGCAAAGCGUUACACGAAAACUUCAGUCUGCCUCACGGCAUACCGCAGUUACCGGUGCCCAGGUCAUUGGUAUCGUAUUUAGAUCUCGAGUGUUGAUC
This is a messenger RNA of Aphis gossypii (cotton aphid), 1173 nucleotides long. RefSeq lists its product as uncharacterized. The coding region runs from base 38 to 1171 and encodes 377 amino acids. The record is from RefSeq and is a predicted model, not a curated record. NCBI's taxonomy places the organism in Eukaryota, Metazoa, Arthropoda, Insecta, Hemiptera, Aphididae. The transcript has 2 exons. Gene Ontology annotation, biological process: intracellular signal transduction.